Trachemys scripta elegans is the source of this 475-nucleotide messenger RNA. RefSeq names its product galectin-3-binding protein A-like. NCBI's taxonomy places the organism in Eukaryota, Metazoa, Chordata, Testudines, Emydidae. The transcript has 2 exons. The record is from RefSeq and is a predicted model, not a curated record. Gene Ontology annotation, cellular component: membrane. The coding region runs from base 71 to 475 and encodes 134 amino acids.
AGAGGAGCCCUGGCAGGUGCUUAGGUGCAGCCAGUGCAGUGUGAGGAGGGGGCAGCAAGUCAGGCUGGCAAUGAAGGGACAUCUCUCCACUCUGGUGCUGUGGCUUCUUCUCCUCACAAUUCAGGACAUAGCAGGUGUCAACGAGCUGAGGCUGGCAGAUGGAGGCAGCCCCUGUGCCGGGAGAGUGGAAGUUAAACACCAGGAUCAGUGGGGGACGGUGUGUGAUGAUGGCUGGGACAUGGCAGAUGCUGGGAUUGUCUGUAAGCAGUUGGGAUGUGGAGCUGCUGUCAGUGUCCAUCUUAAUGCUUAUUUUGGACGAGGAUCUGGACCAAUUUGGCUAAAAAAUGUUGCCUGUGAUGGUACCAAGUCUGCUCUCUGGCACUGCCGGAACGAGGGAUGGGGUAAGAAUGACUGCGUUCAUAGAGAAGAUGCUGGAGUGACCUGUUUAGGUAAGAAUCAGCCAGCUCAGUCCUGA